Molecule: messenger RNA, 4528 nt
Organism: Camelus dromedarius (Arabian camel)
Lineage: Eukaryota; Metazoa; Chordata; Mammalia; Artiodactyla; Camelidae
Gene: LRAT
Product: lecithin retinol acyltransferase
Exons: 3
Coding region: 146-835 (229 amino acids)
Biological process (GO): retinol metabolic process; vitamin A metabolic process
Cellular component (GO): rough endoplasmic reticulum
Molecular function (GO): phosphatidylcholine-retinol O-acyltransferase activity
Source: RefSeq, a predicted model, not a curated record
UCGCCACGCAGAGCACCGCGCGCGGCCCUGCGCCUCGGCCCGGCCACCAGGUGCUGGUCCCCGCCUGCUGCCUGCGGCGCGGGUCCCACUGUCCAGCCACCAGCCACCGCCGCCGGUUCCUUAUCCUUCUCAGUCCGCAGUGAGGAUGAAGAACCCGAUGCUGGAGGCGGUGUCCCUAGUGCUGGAGAAGCUGCUCCUCAUCUCCAACUUCAAGCUCUUCAGUUCGGGCACCCCGGGUGAGAACAAGGCAAUGACCACUUACAGUGUAAACUCUUUCCUCCGCGGCGACGUGCUGGAGGUGCCCCGGACCAACUUCACACACUAUGGCAUCUACCUGGGCGACAACCGUGUCGCGCACAUGAUGCCGGACAUCCUGUUGGCCCUGACCGAUGACAAGGGGCUCACGCAGAAGGUGGUCUCUAACAAGCGUCUCGUCCUGGGCGUCAUUGUCAAGGUGGCCAGCAUCCGCGUGGACACGGUGGAGGAUUUUGCCUACGGUGCCGACAUCCUGGUCAAUCACCUGGACAAGUCCCUCAAGAAAAAGGCGCUGCUCAACGAAGAGGUGGCGCAGAGGGCGGAGAAGCUGCUGGGCACGACUUCCUACAGCCUACUGUGGAACAAUUGCGAGCACUUCGUGACCUACUGCAGGUUCGGCACCGCCAUCAGCCCCCAGUCGGACAAGUUUUGUGAGAAUGUGAAGAUAAUUAUUCGCGAUCAGAGAAGCGUUCUUGCUUCGGCAGUCUUGGGAUUGGCGUCUAUAGUCUGUCUGGGCAUGGCAUCAUAUACUACCCUUCCUGCAAUUUUUAUUCCAUUCUGCUUAUGGAUGGCUGGCUAACUUCAUGCCCCCUUGUCAGUGUGUAUUCGGUGUGUAGAUAUGUUCAUAUUUGUAGAGCACAAAUCAGUAUAUGCAUAGUCGAGAAAAAUGUGACCUGUAACACUGUGUUCCGGAUAAAAAUGUGAUUAAGAAUCACGCCAAGUGCUUACCAUGUAAGCCCAAGAACAAAAGGCUUUCUGAAUCUUCUCAGGCAGUUCCAUUUUAAAGCAUUGUGCAAAUCUUGGAAACGCAACAACUUCUGAUAGAAUGCGUCGUUACAAGAAAACCAGCCCCUAAGAUGAUGGCCACAGGAGAUUAUUUGUGUUAUUAUUAUUUUCUCUCCUGUAAUCAUUGCUCUUCUCUGUUACGCCUGAAUUUGAAGAUUGGAAAAUUUAUUGAAUAAGAUCACUAAGUUUAUUGUAAAUUUAUGUUGUUUCAUUGAAAAAUUUGUAUUAAACUCAAAGAAUUUCCCUUACUCAGAUGAAAACAUGUUUGAUGAUUGGCCAAAAAACAAAAUCACAAUUUUUUUUUCAUGUAUUAUGUAUAAUUUCCAGUAAGUCAAGAAUAAUUUCAUUACUUGAAACCAUAUUGGCAAAGUUAAGGUUUAAUGACAAAGUAGUUGACCAGAACUAUAGAAAUCUGUGUUUUAGCUAUUAGCGCUGCAGUAUUAUUUGAUUUGGCUUUACUUAAUAGGAGUCCUGGCAUUCUUUUUUUUUUCCCCCUUUUAUGUGUCACUGUAGUUCCUUUAAACCACUCUGAGAGGAAAAUGAAUAUAGGAUUGAAGUAAUCUGGGUACUUGGAGUGUGUAUGUGCCAGUUAAAUAUACAGAUAUCCACAUGCACUCAGGCUGAUGAAAGACAAGCUUCGUUCUUGAUGGCUUUCUUAUCAUACAAGUGUGGUUAGUGCAAAGCAUUGGUAGAGGUGAAUGUAAAGGCACGUUCCAUCCAUUCACUUAGGUUCUUGCACCACCGGUGUAACUUGCAUGUUUGUCAUUGGAUGAUUUAUCUUUUAAAGCACUUACUACUGCACCAUAGAAUUUCUAAAAGCCCUGAGAUUUGUUUUCUAGUCAGGCUUCUCCAUUUUCACUGCUAAGUCAGUACGGUUUACAUCCUUAAAAGAACGACGCUUCAGCAGUCUAUAAAACCCAAACAAGUGGGACCAAAGGAAAUAACUGUUAAGAAUAAUUUUUCAGUGUCUUAAUGCCACCAGGCAUGUAAGUUGAUUACACAGAGGCUGUUUUCAUAUCAGAGUUGUGAUGUAGCAGUGUUCAAGCCAGCGUGUAAGCGUGUUUGCAAAAUGACCAAAUUCUAAAAAUUAAAGCACAAGCUAGACCUGCAUUUCAAGUAUUAAAUGCUUUAUAAAGUAUCAAGAAUCACAAGAUAAUGAGUCACAUAAUGAGUAGUAUGAGGAGGGUGGAGUUGGUCACUCAGUAAUCCAAUCAGAAUGAAUUUAAGAGCAGAUGUUAGUGUAUCUGAUGCUUUAUCACCACUAAUUUACCUACCACGAAUGUAGUGAGAGUUUAAUAAUAAUUAACCUUUGUGUUUAAUCAUUUAAAUGUUUUAAAUAAUUAAAACAUAAAAUGGCAACACCACAGGAUAAAGUGUUCUAUGGGCCUAUUCCAGACAUUGAAAAUUAUUUUUAGUGUGUCUACGUUAGAAACAACCACUGUGAGACUCCACUGUAUUAGUGGUUUUUCACUUCCUGUAUAUUAUCCAUGUAGCAAUUGUUUAAAUAAAUUCAUUUAAAAAAAUGGUGUCCUCAUAAAUAUUUAACACCCUUUGGGGCAGACUUUGGUGUUGCAGGUAACAAAAACCACUGUCUGGUGUUAAAUUUGUGUUCAAAGAUCAUGAUCCCUCAUUAAAAGCCAAAGGAAGUACUUAAGGUUGGAGUGAACAUAGUUAGUCCUGACUCGCUUCAUAUCCUCAAAGCCAGAUUCAAUUCAUCCUUCAUUUGUGUGCUCAUUAUGUGCCAGACCCUGACCUGGUACAAUUUCAUGGUCUGCAGUUAAUAUCAAUUUUUAACGACCUAUAUUAGUGUAAAUGCAGUGCUAUGGGAACAGAGGCAGAAGAAAUGAACUCUUCCUGAAGGGCAGGAGAAGUCAGAGUGAAGGAGGCAGUGCUAGCGUUAGGCUGCGUGGUCUCAUUAAACGGAUGUGUUUCACUACGUGUGGGAAGAGGGAACCAGAAAGGAGGGGGUUUUUUUGAUUAAAUGUUCUCACGGCACUAGAAUUUGUUGACCUUCUUAGGAGGAAAGGAGAGUUUUCGUUUCGUUGUGCUCAGUGGGAUCAGUUGUUUAACAAGGUAGGAGAAGAAGCGUAUAUAGAGCCUUGAUCACGGUUAGAAAAGAAACCUUGAGCCGUGACUGCGUCUCUAAUGAAUCUCUCUGGGCUUCAUUUGUUAAGAUUCACACCAGUGGUCCUGCAAAUCCCUUAUAUUUCUAAAAUUCGAUUGUAACUUGUGAAGCGAUAAUCAAGUCGUGUCUGAUGCAGUUUUUGGUUGUUUAUUUUGUUCUUUGCUGUGCCUAGCUAAAGGCUGACUGGGACUCAUUGGGGCUAAGAUGAAAUGCCGCACGUGUCAGGUACUAUGCAGGCACUGGUAAUGAAAAGAUGAACGAGACAUGGACCUUUUUCUCAAAGUUUAUGGUCUCACAGACAUAAAAGUACUGUUAAGACUUUCUGCAGUUCAGCUGAUUAAAGGCACAGGAAAAAAAACCUGGUUGAUUUUCACUGAUAAGGCCAAAAUUAUAGGCACUGUGCUAAGACUUGAAAAAUGGGAGUGUUUUCUAAAAGGACAGAUUUGGGGCAGGACAUUCUGUGCCUUGGGGACAGCAUGAGCAAAUGCGUGAAAGUCGCCCCCACCACACCUUGGCACAUACGUGGGAGGUACUUCACUCUUCAGUGACUGAAAGCAUGAAACUGCAUGGGGCAUCCAGGCAAAUGCAAGUGGUUUCAGAGGGGAGAGCAUGGCCAGGCUGAUGAGGAGAGAUGCCGGAAAAGGAGAGCAGUGAUCAGGGGGUUCAAGGCUUGUGUAGAUCAAGAAGUUCGGAUUUUAUGAACAGGUAACGGAGAUUCAGGAUUCAGAGCGGUAAUUCUCAAGAGCAUGGAGGAAGGCUGUGGGUGGGGUGUGGUCAAGACAGAGCAAGGGGAUCUUAAGAGACUAGUUAUGGCCCUCAGUCUCUCAAACAAUGGACUGUAAUUGUAAGAAUGGAGAGCAAACUUGUCAAAGAAACAUCAGCAGACUUUAGCUAAAUACUUCUUUUUGACUCAUGAAUAACUCUUGCUGGAGUGUCAGAGAGGAGUUGUGUAUCCUUUCCUCCAGAAAGUUGGUUCCUGAAAAAUAAAUAAAUGUGGUGACCAUGUGGAUAUUGGAUGUUCUAGCUCUUUGUUCUGCUAGAUAAGUUUUUUCCCACAGGACAAGCCAAGAAGUAUGGAUUUCUUGUUUAAAAAAUUAUUUGUUUCAGAAUAUAGAUCUAUUUCAUAUUUUUCCAUUUUCUAUUUCAUACCUUGAUUGUCAAGUAUCAAAAAUGUUUACCAAUGAUAUCAAAGUUUGUGCCAAUGGCAAAAGUCUUAUUAUAGAUGAGAAAUAUCUAAGAAAUGAUGAUUGCUAAUCUUCUGUUUUAUAUGAUCUAUUUAGAGACUUAUCUAGAUCUGUCAGCUCAACUAAUUUUAUAUUUGAUAUACAUGCAUGUUCAAUAAAAUCAAUUUUGCAUACUGUU